Ananas comosus (pineapple) is the source of this 2153-nucleotide messenger RNA. RefSeq names its product glycosyltransferase family 92 protein Os08g0121900-like. NCBI's taxonomy places the organism in Eukaryota, Viridiplantae, Streptophyta, Magnoliopsida, Poales, Bromeliaceae. The record is from RefSeq and is a predicted model, not a curated record. Bases 100 to 1818 code for a protein of 572 amino acids. The transcript has 2 exons.
GGUGGUGGUGGUGGUGGUGGGGUUGGGGGAGAGGAGGAAGAAGCCCCUCGGAUCUACUGCGGCUCCAUCAUCAUCAUCUCCUGUGCAAGUGAGUGAUAUAUGAGUAGAGAGACAGAGGAGCUUGGUGGGGGAACGGCCAUGAAGGAGAAGAGGAGGAGGAGGAGGAAAGGCCACGGCUCCCUCGCCGCGCUCCUCUUCGUCUUUCUCUGCCUCGCCGUCGUCGCCGCCUUCGCCUUCCCCGCUCUCCGCCUCUACGGACCAUCGAUCCGGCCGGCACUGAAACUCUCAGCAUCGAUCCGGCCGGCAAUGAACGCCGCCUCCGCCGAGCUCUCCUCUGCCACUGCCUUGGCGCCGCCUUCCCUAAGUAUCAAGCAUGCUGUCUCCUUCCCCGACCGCGUCCUCCUCGUCGUCGUCGGCCACAACUCUUCGUCCCCUUCCGUUUCCGUUUCCGUUCCCGACCUCCGAUGCCUCUACUUCCCCUCCUCCUCCUCUUCGCAACUCCGCCUUCCUCCGAUUUCCUCAAUUCAUACUCCCCCUUCCUUCCUCAUCCAUUGCCCGAAUUCGCCAUCCGAAUUCAACAUCUCCCUCCAGCUCUCCCCUUCCCUCCACCUCCCCCCGAUCCUCCCCUACCGGUGGGACCGCCUUUCUUACGCCGCCGUCGUCGACUUCCGCGAUAACUCCACCCUUGUCUUUGCCAAGGGCUUCAACCUCCGCCCCGCCCGCCUCGCCGUCGCCUCUCGCUAUGAGUGUGUCUUCGGCUGGGACUGUUCCAUCCCCAAGUACCUCCUCACUACCCCCGCAAUUUCCGUUGCGCAGGAAAUCGUCCGAUGCGCCACACCCCUCAGCAUCCUCCGCCGCCUCCGCCUCCGCCGCCCAUCCCCCGCGAAAGACCCCCCUCUUGUCUCCGUCAGGACCAAGGGCCGCGGGGCCGUCACCCUCCCUUCGGUCGCACGCCCCGAGAUGCUCUCCCCUCCGCCAAUUCGCUGGACAAUCAAAGAGCAUUCCAUGUGUGUGUGCACUAUGCUCCGCAACCAAGCUCGGUUCCUCCGCGAGUGGAUCAUGUACCACGCUGAGAUCGGGGUCCGGCGGUGGUUCAUCUACGACAACAACAGCGAUGACGACAUCCAGCAGGUGAUCGACGUACUGAGCUCCUCGUCGAACUACAAUGUGACCCUUCAUUCAUGGCCAUGGGUCAAGACCCAGGAGGCCGGCUUCGCUCACUGUGCUCUUCGCGCGCGAGACCACUGCGAUUGGCUCGGGUUUAUUGACGUCGACGAGUUUCUGUACUUCCCCGCUGAGUCCACACUGCAGGAUGUGCUGUCGAACUACUCGAGCCAGCCUUCUGUCGGAGAGCUCCGGACGGCAUGCCAUAGCUUUGGGCCCUCAGGGCGGAAAUCCAUGCCCGCGGAGGGCGUCACGGUAGGCUACACGUGUAGGAUGAACGCGCCAGAGCGGCACAAGUCGAUCGUACGCCCUGACGCUUUGAAUCCGUCCAUGAUCAAUGUGGUGCACCAUUUUCAUUUGAAGGAGGGGAUGAGGUAUGUGAACAUGGGGCAAGGAGUCAUGGUCAUCAAUCACUACAAGUACCAAGUGUGGGAGGUGUUCAAGGACAAGUUCUAUCGGCGGGUCGCGACCUAUGUUGCCGAUUGGCAAGACGAAGAGAAUGUCGGGUCGAAGGACCGCGCGCCCGGGCUAGGGACCAAGGCUGUGGAGCCGCCGGAUUGGCCGAGCCGGUUCUGCGAGGUGAACGACACGGGGCUCAGGGAUUGGGUUCUGAGGGUUUUCGCCGAUCGCCGCACCGGACUCCUUCCCUGGUAGUUUGAGAGGCAGCAGUAUCACUGGCUUCAUCAGAAUUCACACACAAAGAGGUGGCAGAAAAGAGAAAGAGGAGGGAACAGCAAAGUUUUAGGUAAUUUGUUGAAAAUUGAUUAUUACUCUUUAUUGUUACUUUUGAGUCUUAUUUCUUUUGUUUCUAGCAUUGAUGUUGUUGUAGUAAUUUUGUUACUAUAGAUAGAGGCAGAUCAUUCUUUUGUAGAUAAGAGACAUAACACAAUCUCUGAUUAGAUUUGAGGAUUAAAUGGAAUGAAUUGAACAGGGAGAAAUUAUUGGUUUGUGAUCGAUCAUAUUCUCUGUUCUGAUAUUUUGUGAGAUUA